GCGAGGAAGCUUCUUCCCCCACCCCUGGUGCGGUGCCCGUGCGGUUCUUGAUUUGGGGUGCGCGCCGUGGGGUCGCCAAUGCAGCCGGACCCGAGCGGGAGCUGCGACGGCAAUGCGAAGGCGACGCUGCCGCCGCCAGUGACGGCGCCGGGGCCGGGGGCGGGGGCGGCGGCGGCGGGCGGGGGGCGGCCGGUGUCGGUGCUGCCGCACAAGACGGCGAACGUGCGGGACCACUACCGCAUCGGGAAGAAGCUCGGGCAGGGGCAGUUCGGGACGACGUACCUGUGCGUGGCGAAGGCCGACGGCGGCGAGUUCGCGUGCAAGUCCAUCCCCAAGCGGAAGCUGCUGUGCCGGGAGGACUACGAGGACGUGUGGCGCGAGAUCCAGAUCAUGCACCACCUCUCCGAGCACCCCAACGUCGUGCGCAUCCGCGGCGCCUACGAGGACGCUCUCUUCGUGCACAUUGUCAUGGAGCUCUGCGCCGGCGGCGAGCUCUUCGACCGCAUCGUCGCCAAGGGCCACUACAGCGAGCGCGCCGCCGCGCAGCUCAUCCGGACGAUCGUCGGCGUCGUGGAGGGGUGCCACUCGCUCGGCGUCAUGCACCGGGACCUCAAGCCGGAGAACUUCCUCUUCGCCAGCACCGCCGAGGACGCGCCCCUCAAGGCCACCGAUUUCGGGCUCUCCAUGUUCUACAAGCCUGGUGAUAAGUUCUCUGAUGUUGUUGGGAGCCCCUAUUAUGUUGCACCUGAGGUACUUCAGAAAUGUUAUGGUCCAGAAUCUGAUGUUUGGAGCGCUGGGGUGAUUCUUUACAUUUUGCUAUGUGGUGUUCCACCAUUUUGGGCAGAAACUGAAGCUGGAAUUUUCAGGCAGAUUCUACGAGGCAAACUUGAUUUUGAAUCUGAACCCUGGCCUAGCAUCUCUGAUAGUGCUAAAGAUCUGGUCCGUAAUAUGCUUUGUCGGGAUCCUUCAAAGAGACUUACGGCCCAUGAGGUUCUCUGUCACCCAUGGAUUGUUGAUGAUGCUGUGGCACCUGACAAACCUAUUGAUUCUGCUGUUUUGUCAAGACUGAAGCACUUUUCGGCAAUGAACAAGCUCAAGAAAAUGGCAUUGAGGGUUAUUGCUGAAAGCCUGUCUGAGGAAGAGAUUGGAGGACUAAAGGAGCUAUUCAAAAUGAUUGAUACUGACAAUAGUGGAACUAUAACUUUUGAUGAGCUAAAGGAGGGCUUGAAAAGGGUGGGUUCAGAAUUAACGGAACAUGAAAUCCAGGCUUUAAUGGAAGCGGCUGAUAUUGACAACAGUGGAACCAUUGACUAUGGUGAAUUCAUUGCAGCUACUCUGCACAUGAAUAAACUAGAGAGGGAGGAAAACUUGGUAUCAGCAUUUUCAUUUUUCGACAAGGAUGGAAGUGGUUUCAUAACUAUUGAUGAGCUGUCACAAGCAUGCCACGAAUUUGGCCUUGAUGAUGUUCACCUUGAGGAUAUGAUUAAAGAUGUUGAUCAAAACAAUGAUGGGCAAAUUGACUACAGCGAGUUCACAGCGAUGAUGAGAAAGGGCAAUGCUGGUGGAGCUGGAAGGAGGACUAUGAGGAACAGUUUGCAGUUGAAUCUUGGUGAGAUCUUGAAUCCCAGCAAUAGCUGACUCCUGGAAGGACAUGGCUAUUAGAUGCCAUCACUGUCUGAAUUUCUAUACGCCUGCAUCAGCCUGUACUAAUCUCAAAAGGGAGCACAUCAUUGAGUGAUUGUCUCCUCGUGUUACUGAGACGGUGAAGAGUUUUCGUAGCAUCGUAAUAGCUACCAGAGGGAGAGAGAAAUGUUGUUCCUGUGAUCCUAGUAUCCUAUCGUUCUAUACCGAUCUUAGAUAUGCUGUAGGUGGUAAUGCAAUGAACUGCCUAUAUGUAUUCCUGCCGUUGUUGUAGACUGAACAUUGGUGAUAGAUGGGCUAUGCUCUUCGCAUCAUUUCUCUCUUUGUUCCUGA
This is a messenger RNA of Oryza brachyantha (malo sina), 1974 nucleotides long. RefSeq names its product calcium-dependent protein kinase 24. NCBI's taxonomy places the organism in Eukaryota, Viridiplantae, Streptophyta, Magnoliopsida, Poales, Poaceae. The transcript has 7 exons. Gene Ontology annotation, biological process: protein autophosphorylation; intracellular signal transduction; peptidyl-serine phosphorylation. Gene Ontology annotation, molecular function: calmodulin binding; calcium-dependent protein serine/threonine kinase activity; calcium/calmodulin-dependent protein kinase activity. The record is from RefSeq and is a predicted model, not a curated record. Gene Ontology annotation, cellular component: nucleus; cytoplasm. Bases 79 to 1638 code for a protein of 519 amino acids.